Messenger RNA from Thrips palmi, 1942 nucleotides. RefSeq lists its product as uncharacterized. NCBI's taxonomy places the organism in Eukaryota, Metazoa, Arthropoda, Insecta, Thysanoptera, Thripidae. Bases 261 to 590 code for a protein of 109 amino acids. The record is from RefSeq and is a predicted model, not a curated record. The transcript is spliced from 3 exons.
UAGAAAAAGUGGCUUUGUGUCGACCGUCAGUACUGUUGCUUCUACGCCAACAGUUCGUGUAGAGUAACAACUCAGAUUACCCACUUGGAGACAGUUUUGUCCGCGAGGUGUCUAACCUCUUUCUCUCUCUCGCUCGCCGUACUUUGUUUACGUGUGGACAGACUUGGUAUCGUCUUCAUCAGUAUUUAACUUAAUAUCACCAUUAUUCUCCUUUUUAUGAACUGUUGUACAUAUUGAAUUCUCGAGAACUUCUAAAAAAUAUGUUCAGGAAACGAGGCCGUUGUGAUGGAGAUGACGAAUCUCGUGACUUUACACCACUAUCAAAGAGAAUCAACAAUUUACACAUCAACAAUGGAAAUCACCACGCUUCGGUUCAUGAAGAGGUCCAUCCUGUCCCCACAGUUGGGAGAGUAGGCGAACCCAGUUCUCUGCAUGAAGGACAAAGUAAUGGAGGAGAAAUGGGGCCUGUCCCUCAGCCAAUGUACAACCCAGAUCUCAAUGUCUCAGACAAUCCCUUUUACUAUGAGCCCAAUAAAUUAUUAUACUACUUGAAUAUGGAACGAAUGCAAAGAACUGGUCAAUCUUUUUAGUUAGUAGGCCUUAGUUUUUAUGUCCUGUAAUUUAUUUGAUUGUUUCUUUUUCUGUUGCCCCUUUUUUUUUUACAAAUUAAGAUUUAUGUUGUAUUGACAAAAUUAAGUGAGCUUGUUUGUUUUCUUUUUUUGUGUGUUUGUGUUUCUCUUGUAGUUUUGCAACUUUCAAAGCCUUUUCUUAGACAUUCCAUUCAGCAUGGUUCAUUUUCAAUGUAUUUAUGUUUCUAGUCUGAAGAUUCUUAAAUAAAACGAUCUUUCUGCCAGUACUGGGAUAGCGUUGCGGCAGCAUACAUAACUGUGAUGUGAAAAUAAAAUGGACGUGUGCUUUAUGUUCCCAUUAAAAAGAUAAAAUUUGAGAGAAGUUGUACUAGAAUUUUGAAUUUAUGGCGUAGUUGAUCAAAUUGUGUCUUGCAUAUAUCCCUGGUAUUUUUUAAAUUUUUUUGCAUUGAUAAAAAUAAAUACUAGAUGAUAUAAGAAAUGUUACAAAUUAUAAAAGUUGUCAUAGCAAUUUUCCCCAAAAUUUAUUUUUGUGCCUCUUAGUUGUAGCAUCACUUAGAAGUGAAUUGUUGUCAGGUAUGUGUCAGAAUUUUUUCUCAGCUGAAAUUGACCAUUUAAGGUAUGAAUUCUUCCAGUAUAACUUGCGUAUAACAUAAGCGCUUGGGUCCAUUUUGUAUGUGUGUCACUCAAUAUGAAAAGGAGACAGGAUUUCAUGGGAUUCCUUGUUUUUAGUUCAUUUUUGCUUCUGUGACUUAUGGGAUUACGUUAUAAGCAGGUUAUACUGUUCUUUUGCUUCUAAAGAGUUUAUUCUACUAAAAUUAGGUGUAUUGUGUAUCAGCUAAUGUUAUUGAAUAAAAUUAGGUAUGCUUUUGUUGAAACUAUUGUGACCUGAAUAGUCUGCUGAUAAAUAUUUUUUCCUGUAGGAACAGUACUUGUGACUUGAGAUGCCGGAUACUGUACCACUGUGUAAUUUCUGCAUUCUCUUGCAUUAUAUUCCUUUAUCACUUUAAGUGAGAAAAAUAUUAGAUAACAACAGUAAGCCCGCAUUACCAUCUGCCAAGGGAUUACAGUGUGUUGACAUACAUUUUGCUUACUGUUGACAGUUCCAGUGUUAUUUUUAUAUGCUGUCAUGCAUACUUGAACGAAACGUUUGCCAUGAAUAAGAAAAUUCUGUAUGUGAAUUUUUGUGAUCAAUUGAAAACUCAUUGCAUUUGAAGAGUACUGAAUGUGUCAUCUACAUCAUUGAACCGGAAUCAGCUGCAACAGAAUUAUAAGAUCAUCCUCUGGCAGGAAAUUAAUUUGUAUGUAUGUAAGUGUGCAUUUUAAUCAAAUAAAUGUAUUUAUUUUUGCCUGUA